AUGCAGCUCUGCGUCGGUGUGUUUGUCGCGACACUUGCACUGCUGCUGGCGGCGACAAGCACGGCUGAUGCUGCUUCGCCGAGCUUGAGGCACCAAGCUCGCACCGUCAAUGCCACUGUUCUCAACGCCUGUAAAUCACUAACAGCCAAUAGCUCCUCGGCGACAGAAACCAAUUACUUUGGUUCAUCGGCCUUCCUCGACAAUUCGCUCCGUUAUAUGUCCAGUACUGUCCAGACGCCCGCCUGCGUCUAUGUCCCGACGACACCCGAGGAUUUGUCCAAAGCCAUCAAGAUUAUCGGAUCACAGCGGCUGAGCUUUGCCGUAUCAAGCGGUAAGCACGCCUCCAACAAGGGCUUCUCGUCGACAACAGGCAUCCAGAUCAGCAUGAAGGGCUUCCAGCACGUCAACCUCUCCGCAGACAAGUCCUACGUCGAUAUUGGCUCAGGAAACAUCUGGGACAAUGUCUACGCGGCGCUUCAGGGAACCGGCGUCAACAUCGUCGGAGGAAGGGUGACUGGCGUCGGCGUUGGAGGUUUCAUAUCCGGCGGUGGCGGCUUCAGCUGGAAGACAAAUCAGUACGGGCUCACCAUUGACACGCUCCUUCAGGCCGACAUGGUCAUGCCCGAUGGCUCACUGAAGAGUGUCACGGAACAGUCGGACCCAGAUCUCUUCUGGGCUCUCAAAGGCGGCGGAAACCGAUUCGGCAUCGUCUACAACUGGAGGCUCAAGACGAACCCGCAGACGGACCUUGUCUACGGUGGUCUCCGGACUUACACAUUUGACCAGAUCGAUAGCGUCGUCAAGGCUGUGUCGAACUUUGCCGUCAACAACAAGGACCCGAAAGCCCAGGUUCUCCCCACCUUUAACUUCGUUCUCGGUCAGCCUGGUGUCUCGCUUCUGGCCUUCUAUGACGGCCCCAGCGCGCCGGCAGGCGUCUUUGAUGGCUUUGACACUUCCAAGGGCGGCCCAAAGCCUUUCACGGACGCUUGGAAGGCGCAGAGCUUCGGCGAUCUUGUCCGGGCCACGCCUUCCAAUGCGACGCAGUACACUCGGGGCCAAUUCAUGUCCGUCACGUUCCAGAACUUCAGUCAGAGCAUCAUCGAACAGUGCGUCAACCAGACCAAGGUCAUUGGCGCCCAGUCGUUCCUCCACGGCGGCUCCUUUGUGUCGUACGACGUCGAGCCAUUCCUGAUGACAUACUCGGACAACACAAACAAGGGAGGCGCGUGGCCUCACAGCAACAGCCCGCUUCCGCUUAACAUCUACUUUGCUUGGAAUGGCGAGCUCAACGACGACUUCUGGAACGAACAGAUCAGAGAGACGGCCAAGCUCCUGCGCGCCCAGGCCGUCGCAGAAGGACAGAAUCUCGAUGGUCUCUACCUCUACCCCAACUACGCAGUCGUCGAUACGCCGGCAAGCGAACUUUAUGGUUCCGAAAACGCCGCCAGACUUCAGACACUCCGCCAGCGCUACGAUCCGCAGGACGUCAUGGGCCUCACCACAUUCUUUUCCUUUGUCUGA
Acaromyces ingoldii is the source of this 1521-nucleotide messenger RNA. Its product is annotated as FAD-binding domain-containing protein. The record is from RefSeq and is a predicted model, not a curated record. The transcript has a single exon. Gene Ontology annotation, molecular function: FAD binding. The coding region runs from base 1 to 1521 and encodes 506 amino acids. NCBI's taxonomy places the organism in Eukaryota, Fungi, Basidiomycota, Exobasidiomycetes, Exobasidiales, Cryptobasidiaceae.